Molecule: messenger RNA, 1241 nt
Organism: Paramecium sonneborni
Lineage: Eukaryota; Ciliophora; Oligohymenophorea; Peniculida; Parameciidae
Source: the annotation of a GenBank genome assembly
AUUUAAAUUUAUCAGAUGUCGGAUAGUGUCAAUUAAGAAACUGAGCAAUAAUCUUCAUCGAAACAACCAUAAGAAUCCAAUUCUGAAGUGAAAGUUACAACAACAUGGGAGAAAUCUUCAAAAGAACUUAUCAAUUAACAUCAAAAUAAAAUGGAUGCAUUUAAGUCCAUGGCUGAUUAAACAGGAACAAUAGAUGAAAGUCAUUUUUCAGUUGGAGGAGAAUAGAAAUCUGAAAUAUUUAAAAAGUUUGAUGCUGAUCAUGAUGGUAAAAUAACAUAACAAGAAUGGAAUUUGGGAUGGAAUAAUCUUGAUGUAUAAGUUUUAGAGACAUAACACAAAGUUGCAAUAGCAUAAUAGAAAAUGUAAAUUUUAGAUGCUUUGGAUGCAAAAGUUGAACCAGGAUUAAAUAUAAGUUAAAAAUCUUAUAGCUAAUAUAAUAAUAUGGUUGAUAGAUUUAAAAAUACAUCAACACUAGGUGAUUUAACUGAUUUGUUUAAUAAAUAAUCAUCUUUUUAAGAAGAAUAAUAUUAAGAGAAUAGUCAUUUUGACUAUAGAUAAAAAGGAAGCAAUAGACCUUUAGAUUAAUUAUUAUAAUAAUUUAAAACUCCUAAUAAAACAGAUAUUUUUGUAGAAACUGGUAGUGGUUCUGGAUAAUACAAAGGAAGUAAUAAACAGAACUAAAAAUUUGGAUUUGUUUAAGGAAGUGCUUCACCAGGAUUCAAUCCUACUCAUUUUAAAAAUGAUAAUUAAUAUAAUUCAAAGGUUUAAUAACAAAUGAAUAUUAAUAUUGAUAUAAAGGAUAAAAAUAAAUCGAAUAAACGAAGAGAUGAAUUAGCAAAUUAUAUGGGAAAAUUAGGAUUAGGAGGAAAUGAUUCUCUUUAAAAAACCACAAUAAGUGCUGAGUAACCAAAUUCUAGUAAAAAUAAAAUAAAUAUUUAGAUGUUUUUGAAAGAAUGAAAGUUUAUGUUAGUAACAUUGGAUCACAGAAUACUAGAAAUUCAUAAUAAGCUGGACUUAAUGACCUUGUUAAUGAUAAAUCAUUUAGUACAAGCACAUUUAAAUAGCAAUUAAAAUAAUAUAGAAAAGAUUAAGUAGGAGAUAAACCAGAAUAUUAAGGUAUAAAAUUGAAACCCUCCAACUUCAUAGAGAAUCCAUUAUUACAGGAUUAGUCUCUUAAAAGUUUUCACUUAAAGCUUAUGCACUCUUAAGGGGCAUUGCACAAUAAAUAUACUAGAAUUUGA